CAAAAACUGGAUUAUUACAAUCGCUAACUGCUGGAUCUUACCCUCGGCCCGGCGGAGAGGAGAGUGACAGUCAUGCUGUUUCAGCUAGCCCAGAAAAAGCUGGACAUCUGAGCGUUUACCACAACCGAGGUACUCCCUAGUUGGCGUCAAACAUGUCGGAUAAGAUGUCCAGCUUCUUACACAUUGGGGAUGUCUGCUCCCUGUAUGCAGAGGGAUCCACCAAUGGUUUCAUCAGCACUCUGGGCUUGGUGGAUGACCGCUGUGUUGUCCAGCCUGAUGCUGGAGACCUCAACAACCCCCCAAAGAAGUUUAGAGACUGUCUGUUCAAACUGUGCCCCAUGAACCGCUACUCGGCCCAGAAGCAGUUUUGGAAAGCGGCGAAGCCUGGAGGGAACACCGACACAGUGCUGCUCAACAAGCUCCACCAUGCUGCUGACUUGGAGAAAAAGCAAAAUGACUCUGAAAAUAAAAAGCUACUUGGAACAGUAAUCCAGUACGGGAACGUCAUUCAGCUCCUUCACCUGAAGAGUAACAAAUACCUGACAGUGAACAAACGUCUGCCGGCGCUGCUAGAGAAGAAUGCUAUGAGGGUGAUGUUGGACACUGCAGGAAAUGAGGGCUCCUGGUUCUACAUACAGCCCUUCUACAAACUUCGCUCUAUAGGGGACAGUGUGGUGAUUGGAGACAAAGUGGUUCUGAACCCAGUGAAUGCUGGCCAGCCACUUCAUGCAAGCUCACACCAGCUUGUGGAUAAUCCAGGAUGCAAUGAGGUGAACUCUGUAAACUGUAACACUAGCUGGAAGAUUGUCUUGUUUAUGAAGUGGAGCGACAACCAGGAGGUCGUCCUGAAAGGGGGUGAUGUCGUACGGUUGUUUCACGCAGAACAAGAGAAAUUUCUCACAUGCGAUGAUCACAGAAAAAAACAAUAUGUUUUUCUUCGCACUACUGGACGGCAGUCGGCUACCUCUGCAACCAGCAGCAAAGCCUUAUGGGAAAUAGAGGUCGUACAGCAUGAUCCAUGUCGAGGGGGGGCAGGCUACUGGAACAGCCUGUUCAGGUUCAAACACUUAGCUACUGGACACUACCUGGCAGCAGAGGUGAACCCAGAGUAUGAAGAGGAGUGCCUUGAUUCUCGCUCUCUUCUUGAUUCAGAGCAAGAAGCCUUACGAGCACGUUUGAGAAAUGUCCAAGAUAAAGUCAUGUACACACUUGUGUCGGUUCCUGACGGAAACGACAUUUCCUCCAUAUUUGAGCUUGACCCUACCACCUUAAGAGGGGGAGACUCACUUGUACCCAGAAACUCAUAUGUGCGGCUGAGACAUCUGUGCACCAACACCUGGGUUCACAGCACCAACCAGCCAAUCGACAAAGAGGAGGAAAAACCUGUCAUGCUGCGUAUUGGUACAUCUGCACACAAAGAGGACAAAGAAGCUUUUGCCAUUGUGCCUGUCUCCCCGGCCGAAGUGAGAGACCUUGAUUUUGCAAACGAUGCCAGUAAAGUACUAGCGUCUAUUGCUGGAAAGCUGGAAAAAGGCACCAUCACACAGAAUGAAAGGAGAGCCGUUACGAAACUUCUGGAGGAUUUGGUGUUCUUUGUGGUGGAUAUUCCUAACAAUGGACAGGAUGUUCUGGAGAUCAUGGUUAACAGACCCAACAGGGAACGUCAGAAACUCAUGAGAGAACAGAAUAUUCUCAAACAGAUCUUCAAGCUGCUGCAGGCUCCGUUCACAGACAGUGGGGACGGGCCCAUGCUGCGACUGGAGGAGCUGGCUGACCAGCGUCAUGCACCCUUCAGACACAUAUGCCGCCUGUGUUACAGGGUUCUACGUCACUCUCAGCAGGAUUAUCGCAAGAAUCAGGAGUAUAUUGCCAAACAGUUUCGCUUUAUGCAGAAACAGAUUGGCUAUGAUGUCCUGGCAGAAGACACAAUCACAGCUUUGCUCCAUAACAACCGCAAGCUGCUUGAGAAACAUAUCACUGCUGCAGAAAUCGACACGUUUGUGAGCCUUGUCCGCAAGAACCGUGAGCCCAGGUUCCUGGACUAUCUGUCAGAUUUGUGCGUGUCAAUGAAUAAGUCCAUCCCUGUGACACAGGAGCUCAUCUGUAAUGCUGUAUUGGACCCAACAAAUGCAGACAUCCUUAUAGAAACUAAACUGGUGCUUUCAAGGUUUGAGAUUGAGGGAGCACCACUUGGAGAGAACUCUGUUGAGUCAGAGGAGGAUGAGGAGGAGGUUUGGUUGUUCUGGAAAGACAGCAAUAAGGAUAUACGUAGUAAAAGCAUCAGGGAACUGGCUCAGGAUGCCAAGGAGGGCCAGAAGGAAGACAAGGAAGUGAUCAGUUACUACAGAUACCAGCUGAACCUGUUUGCCAGGAUGUGUUUGGACAGACAGUAUCUGGCAAUCAACAAAAUCUCUGGCCAGCUGGAUGUUGACCUGAUCUUACGAUGUAUGUCAGAUGAGGACUUGCCCUAUGACCUGCGAGCCUCUUUCUGUCGAAUGAUGCUGCACAUGCAUGUGGAUCGUGACCCUCAGGAGCAGGUUACGCCGGUCAAAUACGCCCGGCUGUGGUCUGAGAUCCCCUCGGAGAUCUCUAUUGACGACUAUGACAAUGAUGGGACAUCAAAAGAUGAAAUUAAGGAGCGAUUCUCACAAACUAUGGAGUUUGUUGAAAACUACCUCAGAGAUGUGGUUUGUCAGAGCUUUCCUUUUGCAGACAAAGAGAAGAACAAGCUAACAUUUGAGGUGGUAAAUCUGGCCAGGAACCUGAUCUAUUUUGGCUUCUACAACUUCAGUGACCUGCUCAGACUAACCAAGAUCCUGCUGGCUAUUCUAGAUUGUGUCCAUGUGAACGCCGUUUUUCCUUUCAACAAGGUGGACAAAGGAGACGAGAGUAAAGGUAGUAAUGUGAUGAGGUCCAUUCAUGGUGUAGGAGAGCUGAUGUCCCAAGUUGUCCUAAGAGGAGGCGGCUUCCUUCCUACAACUUCAGCCAGCAGCUCGACUGGAGGCACAGUGAAGACUCAGAUGGAACCUGAGAAACAGGACAUACUGGUUAUGGACACCAAGCUCAAGAUCAUCGAGAUCCUCCAGUUCAUCCUAAAUGUCCGUCUGGACUACAGAAUCUCCUGUCUGCUCUGUAUCUUUAAGAGGGAGUUUGAUGAGAGUAAUUCCCAGAGUGAAUUAUCAAUAACUGGAGUAGUGGAAGGUCCAAGUAACAUGCCAGGUGCUUUGGAUUUUGAGCACAUAGAGGAGCAGGCAGAGGGGAUAUUUGGUGGAAGUGAAGAAAACACCCCUCUGGACUUGGAUGAUCAUGGUGGUAGAACAUUCUUGAGGGUUCUGCUCCACCUAACCAUGCAUGACUAUCCUCCUUUGGUGUCCAGAGCUCUGCACCUGCUCUUCAGACAUUUCAGUCAGAGACAGGAGGUUCUGCAGGCAUUUAAGCAGGUACAGUUGCUGGUCACCAGCCAAGAUGUGGAAAAUUACAAGCAAAUAAAGUCGGACUUGGAUCAGCUGCGUUCUAUUGUAGAGAAGUCUGAGCUCUGGGUGUAUAAGAGACAGGGGCCUGAUGAGGGCAUGGAUGGAGGGGAAGCACUUGCUGCUGAGCCAAAACAUAAAAAGGGGGACUCUGAAGCUGCUAACAAACCAAAGAAAGCAGAAAGCACAAGCAGUUACAACUACAGAGUUGUAAAGGAGAUCUUGUUGCGUCUCAGCAGGUUAUGUGUCCAAGAGGGUCUGUCAGGAAGGAAGAGCAGGAAACAGCAGCAGAGGCUUCUGAGGAAUAUGGGGGCUCACACUGUGGUUCUUGAGCUGCUGCAGAUCCCCUAUGAAAAGGGAGAAGAUUUACGCAUGCAGGAUAUCAUGAAGCUGGCUCAUCAGUUUCUGCAGAACUUCUGUGCAGGAAACCAACAAAACCAAGCCCUGCUCCACAAACACAUCAAUCUUUUCCUCAAUCCAGGGAUUUUAGAAGCCAUCACCAUGCAGCAUAUCUUCAUGAACAACUUCCAGCUGUGCAGUGAGAUCAAUGAGCGUGUGGUUCAGCAUUUUGUCCACUGCAUUGAAACGCACGGCCGCAACGUGCAGUACCUCAAGUUCUUACAGACGAUUGUCAAAGCAGAGAACAAGUUCAUUAAGAAGUGUCAGGACAUCGUCAUGGCAGAGCUAGUGAAUGCUGGAGAAGAUGUUCUGGUCUUCUACAAUGAUCGUGCUUCCUUCCAGACUCUGGUCCAGAUGAUGCGAUCGGAACGUGAUCGCAUGGAUGAGAACAGUCCACUGAUGUACCAUAUACACCUGGUGGAGCUUUUGGCUGUCUGCACCGAGGGCAAGAAUGUCUAUACAGAGAUUAAGUGUAACUCCUUGUUACCACUAGAUGAUAUAGUACGUGUGGUGACCCAUGAAGACUGUAUCCCUGAGGUGAAGAUCGCCUAUAUCAACUUUCUCAACCACUGCUAUGUGGACACUGAGGUGGAGAUGAAGGAGAUCUACACCUCCAAUCACAUGUGGAAACUCUUUGAUAACUUCCUAGUUGACAUUUGCAGGGUGUGCAACAAUACAAGUGACCGCAAGCAUGCAAACACCAUUCUGGAGCGCUACGUGACCGAGACAGUCAUGAGCAUCGUAACCACCUUCUUCAGCUCACCUUUUUCUGAUCAGAGCACAAGCCUUCAGACCAGGCAGCCAGUCUUUGUACAGCUGCUGCAGGGAGUGUUCAGGGUUUACCAUUGCCAUUGGUUGAUCCCAGUCCAGAAGGGCUUUGUUGAAAACUGUAUCAAAGUGCUCUCUGAUGUCGCCAAAAGCAGAGCAAUAGCCAUCCCUGUAGACCUAGACAAUCAGGUGAACAGCCUGUUUGUGAAAUCCAAUAACAUCGUGCAGAAGACGGCUAUGAGCUGGAGACUCACUGUUCGCAACGCUGCCCGCAGAGAAUCUGUAGUGACCACAUCGCGGGACUACAGAAACAUCAUUGAAAGGCUCCAGGACAUUGUGUCAGCUCUUGAGGACCGUUUACGGCCACUCGUCCAGGCCGAGCUGUCAGUUCUGGUGGAUGUGCUGCAUCGGCCUGAGCUGCUCUUCCCUGAAAAUACAGACUCGCGCAAAAAGUGUGAGAGCGGGGGUUUUAUAUGCAAGUUGAUCAAACAUACCAAACAGCUGCUGGAGGAAAAUGAGGAGAGACUGUGCAUCAAAGUCCUGCAAACGCUCCGAGAGAUGAUGACUAAGGAUAGAGGCUAUGGAGAGAAGCUCAGAACCUUUGAUGAGAUGGAUAAUCCUAAGCAGCUGGAUCAGAACCAGCCUGAGAAACUGUUGGCGGACCAGAAGAGGGGCGAGGCGUUGAGACAGAUUCUGGUGAGCCGUUACUAUGGCAACUUUCAUCGAAGUGGUGGGCGGAGGGACAGUUUGACGUCAUUUGGCAGUGGCCACCUCAGUCCAGUAGGACCAGGCAAAAACCAACCAGGGUUGGGGGGUCCAGGUGGUCUGAUUCGGGGAGAAAUGAGCUUGACAGAGGUGCAGUGUCAUCUGGACAAAGAAGGAGCUUCUGAUCUGGUUAUUGACCUCAUCAUGAACACUACAAGUGACCGGGUUUUCCAAGAAAGCAUCCUCUUGGCUAUUGCACUUCUGGAGGGUGGAAACACCACCAUCCAGCGUUCUUUCUUUUGCCGUCUGACUGAUGACAAGAACUCAGAAAAGUUCUUCCGGGUCUUUUAUGACCGCAUGAAGUCGGCCCAGCUUGAAAUCAAAGCCACUGUGACAGUUAAUACAAGUGAUCUGGGAAACAGAAAGAGAGACGAUGACAGCCAGGAGAAAGUUGUCCCUGUUCAUAAAAAAGCACGAGACUCAACAGUGGUCAUGACAGAGGAUGUGAAAGAACAACUACUAGAGGCCUCAUCUGCUACCAAAAAGGCCUUCAACUCUUAUCGGCGUGAGGCUGAGCCAGAGGACCAUUUUCCCUCAGCAGAUGGCCAGUCCAGCGCUGGCGACAAGAACCAGGAUGAGGGAGAGAUGAGCUUUGUGAUCGUUAUCAUGCAGCCUAUUCUUCGCUUUCUCCAGCUUCUUUGUGAAAAUCACAACCGUGAUCUACAGAACUUCCUUCGUUGUCAAAACAAAAAAAACAACUACAACCUUGUGUGCGAGACCCUGCAGUUCUUGGACUGUAUCUGUGGUAGCACCACAGGAGGUCUUGGUCUGCUGGGACUGUACAUUAAUGAGAAGAAUGUUGCCCUAAUAAACCAAACUCUGGAGAGCUUAACAGAGUACUGCCAGGGCCCCUGCCAUGAAAACCAGAAUUGUAUUGCCACUCAUGAGUCCAAUGGUAUUGACAUCAUCAUUGCCCUGAUUCUUAAUGACAUCAACCCACUCGGGAAGAAACGGAUGGAUCUAGUGUUGGAGCUCAAGAACAAUGCAUCCAAGUUGUUGCUUGCCAUCAUGGAGAGCCGACAUGACAGCGAGAAUGCUGAGAGGAUCCUGUACAACAUGAAACCGAAAGAGCUGGUGGAGGUAAUAAAGAAGGCCUAUCUUCAGGGUGAGGUAGAGUUUGAGGACACAAGGGAGGAAGAUAAUGGAGAUGAAGAGGAACAUGAUGCUGCAUCACCCCGAAAUGUUGGACACAACAUCUAUAUUUUAGCUCACCAGUUGGCGCGCCAUAAUAAAGAGCUGUCCAUGAUGUUGAAGCCAGGAGGGGCCAGCGGAGAGGGAGAUGAAGCCUUAGAGUUCUAUGCCAAGCACACUGCUCAGAUAGAGAUUGUGCGUCAGGACCGCACCAUGGAGGAGAUAGUAUUCCCUGUACCCAACAUCUGUGAGUUCCUGACCUCAGAGUCAAAGCUACGGGUGUACUACACCACAGAGAGAGACGAGCAGGGCAGCAAGAUCAACGACUUCUUCCUGCGAGCAGAGGACCUUUUUAAUGAGAUGAACUGGCAGAAGAAGCUCAGAGCUCAGCCAGUUCUUUACUGGUGUUCCAGAAACAUGUCAGUGUGGAGCAACGUCUCCUUUAAACUGGCUCUGCUCAUGAAUCUGCUAGUCUGCCUCUUCUAUCCACUGGAGGGGGUGCACGAAGGAAUGUUGGAUCCCCAUCUCUCUGCUCUGCUGUGGAUGGGAGUUUUUGCAACACUGGUCAUGGUUGUCAUCAUGCCCCAGCCACUGGGCAUUACUGCUCUGGUCAUUGUCACUAUUCUCCGUCUCAUUUUUUCUGUGGGCCUGGAGCCCACCCUCUUCCUUCUGGGUGCUUUCAAUGUUUGUAAUAAAAUCAUCUUCCUGAUAAGUUUUGUUGGAAACCGAGGAACCUUCACACGAGGCUAUAAAGCCAUGGUGUUGGACUUUGAGUUCCUCUAUCACCUCUUCUACCUCAUUAUCUGCUGUCUCGGGGUGUUUGGUCACGUCUUUUUCUACAGCCUGUUGCUGUUUGACCUGGUAUAUCGAGAAGAGACCUUGCUGAAUGUAAUCAAGAGCGUGACUCGUAAUGGACGCUCUAUAUUGCUGACGGCUGUGCUCGCUCUCAUUUUGGUCUACCUGUUCUCCAUCGUUGGCUAUAUCUUCUUCAAGGACGACUUCAUCUUGGAGGUGGACCAUAUCCCCAAUACAACCCAGAAAAGUGGAACCAGUCUGACUGGGGAGUUUAUGUCUGCAGGAAUUUGUCACGGAGGGAUUGACAAGAACUGCAGCAAGACCGCACUGGAGGAAGAUUUUGGGAGUGACGAUGAGGAGGACGACAUGGAACGGACUUGUGACUCUUUACUUAUGUGUAUUGUUACUGUGCUGAGUCACGGCUUGAGGAGUGGAGGUGGUGUGGGGGACGUUCUUCGUAAGCCUUCUAAGGAGGAGCCACUGUUUGCAGCCAGAGUGAUUUACGACCUGCUGUUCUUCUUCAUAGUCAUCAUCAUUGUCCUCAACCUAAUCUUUGGUGUAAUCAUUGAUACCUUUGCUGACCUGAGAAGUGAAAAACAGAAGAAAGAAGAAAUUCUCAAGACUACUUGCUUUAUUUGUGGUCUGGAGCGUGACAAGUUUGACAACAAGACCGUGACUUUUGAAGAGCACAUCAAAGAGGAGCACAAUAUGUGGCACUACCUGUUCUUCAUUGUGUUGGUAAAAGUUAAAGAUUCUACAGAGUACACCGGUCCUGAAAGCUACGUGGCUGAGAUGAUCAAGGAGCAUAACCUGGACUGGUUUCCUCGGAUGCGUGCCAUGUCACUGGUGAGCAGUGAUGCGGAGGGGGAGCAGAAUGAAAUCAGGAACCUACAGGAGAAGCUAGAGUCAACCAUGAAACUGGUGGCCAACCUGUCUGGACAGCUGACUGAGCUCAAGGAGCAGAUGACAGAGCAGAGGAAGCAGAAGCAACGAAUCGGACUUUUGGGUCAUCCCCCACAUUUGAACAUUAAUCCUCAGCAGCCUGCUUGAGAACCCUUCAUUACACUUUCACCAGUGACUGGGCACCCCACACGGUGUACCACGUUAGACUGAAAACUGCCAAAAAAAGUGUCCAGCACUUGUAUGUAUUUAGGUCAGAGCCUGAGUUUAUUCUUUACCAGAUACUCUUAGAAUAUAUUUCUUCAGCAGACAUGUUAAUGAGUGUCUUUGUAAAGUGAACAAUACUGUGUUGUUUGGAUGUGCCUGCAAGGGUGGAGUGUGGAUGAAGUGGCUCAGGACCUGAGAAGCCAGUCUUGUAAGUCUAAGAUGAAUGCACUGACUUCAGCUUUACUACUACCCUGACUACCGUCUGCGUUUGACCCCUCUGACAGCAUGCCAAAGUUCAGCUAUUGUUUCGGAGGGGGAUUUCCUAUCAAGUGUCCUUGUGUUGAGGUUUAAACCCUCAGUGUUGCACCAGCAAACUCAGGUCACAUGUUGAUUUGAAGGUUUG
This is a messenger RNA of Melanotaenia boesemani (Boeseman's rainbowfish), 8838 nucleotides long. Its product is annotated as inositol 1,4,5-trisphosphate receptor type 1. NCBI's taxonomy places the organism in Eukaryota, Metazoa, Chordata, Actinopteri, Atheriniformes, Melanotaeniidae. Gene Ontology annotation, molecular function: inositol 1,4,5-trisphosphate-gated calcium channel activity; inositol 1,4,5 trisphosphate binding. The record is from RefSeq and is a predicted model, not a curated record. Bases 153 to 8378 code for a protein of 2741 amino acids. Gene Ontology annotation, biological process: calcium ion transmembrane transport. Gene Ontology annotation, cellular component: membrane; endoplasmic reticulum. The transcript has 60 exons.